Messenger RNA from Ceratitis capitata (Mediterranean fruit fly), 2598 nucleotides. Its product is annotated as sodium-independent sulfate anion transporter. The record is from RefSeq and is a predicted model, not a curated record. Gene Ontology annotation, biological process: transmembrane transport. Gene Ontology annotation, cellular component: membrane. NCBI's taxonomy places the organism in Eukaryota, Metazoa, Arthropoda, Insecta, Diptera, Tephritidae. The coding region runs from base 305 to 2236 and encodes 643 amino acids. The transcript is spliced from 5 exons. Gene Ontology annotation, molecular function: sulfate transmembrane transporter activity.
GGCACGUACGGUUUGGCAACUCGCGAAAUUCCGCUCCGAAAAUAUUUUUCUACUUAACUACAAUACAUACUUUUAUUACAAAUAAAUUGUUGUUGUAAUUCUAACGAGUGUGAAGGCGUAUGUAUGAGAAUAUUUCUAUUGAAAAGUAAUAUUUCCGUUUAACGACUGUUUGGCAAGAAAAAAAAGUGCAGUUCACGCGCAAGUAAAUAUCCGUAGUUUCAACUAACGAUUAAAAAAAAGUUACUCGAGUUUUUAAGUGCCAAAAAAUUGUAUUGUAAUUUAUUGAGAAAAAUUGCUGGGUAAAAUGCGCUCACAGAAAUCUAGCACGGACACGCCCACCCUAGAGGGUUACGACAAUUACGGUUCCGAAGUGACCUUAGAUAUACCGCCCAGUGGCCUCUACACAAGCUCCAGUGAUUGUAUUGUUGACGAAGCAGAUCCGAAAGCUGAACGUAAUUGUUGUACAACCACCAAUGAAUGGCUGAAGGAUACUGCUUCGAAUGUGUUUCGUAAAAAGACACUCUAUAAGCGUCUGCCGAUCUGCGAGUGGCUGCCGAAAUAUAGUCAGAAUGACUUCAUUGGUGAUUUAGUGGCCGGUAUAACCGUCGGUUUAACUGUGAUACCUCAAGGACUAGCUUUUGCGGGCAUAACGGGCCUGGAGUUGCAAUAUGGCUUAUACAGUUGCUUUAUGGGCUGCUUUAUCUAUGUACUUUUUGGCACCAGCAAAGACGUGCCACUCGGACCCACUGCCAUUGCAGCGCUGCUAACCUUCCAAAUUGCACGCGGCGAUUUGGUUAAGACAAUAUUACUCACACUGCUCACCGGCCUAAUUGAAGUGCUCAUGGGUAUACUCAAGAUGGGUUUCCUCAUCGAUUUCGUCUCAGGACCGGUUAGUGCUGGUUUCACCAGUGCCGCCUCGUUGAUUAUAUUUACAUCACAAUUGAAAGAUUUGCUGGUCGUCGACACUAAAGGCGACACUUUGGUGCAUAUGUGGAUCUCAAUUUGCAAGGAUUUUCGUAACAUCAGUUGGAAUGACGCGGCAUUGGGUAUUAGUUCCGUUGCUUUACUACUCUCCAUGCGCGUAAUGACUUUUGUGGAGAUCGGCCCGAAGGAGGGUAAGAAGAGUUGGCAACGUUUGCUGCAGAAGGCAAUCUGGUUGAUUGGCACAUCGCGUAAUGCAGUACUUGUGGUUUUGGUUGGCUUGCUGGGUUAUCAGUUGCUACAAUCCGGCACGGAUAUUUUCCGUAUGGUCGGCUAUGUGCCGGCUGGUCUGCCAGCAUUUAAGGUGCCAGCAUUCUCACAGAUCACAUACACGAACGCGACUGGUGGUGAGCUUGUCGUCAUGGAAGAGACUUUCGUCGAUAUGAUUAGCAGUUUAGGUGCUGGUCUAAUUGUGAUACCACUUGUUUCGCUCUUGGAGACAUCGGCGUUAAUACAGACAUUCGCUGAUGGCAAGCCCUGCGAUGCAAAUCAGGAACUCAUUGCCAUUGGUCUUUGCAAUGUGGGCAUAGCCUUUACACAGGGCUUCCGUGGUAAUGGGCCGCUGGCACGUGGCGCUGUUUUGAAUGCUAGCGGUGUGCGCACUCAGAUGUCCAAUUUCUACACGGGGAUUAUUGUAAUGUUUGCUUUGCUUUACUUCACUCCUGCCUUCUACUACGUCCCAAAAGCUGCAUUGGCUGCGAUCAUUGUAUCGGCGACGAUUUUCAUGCUGCAGUAUCGCGUAAUUAAACCCAUGUGGCGCAGUAAAAGAACUGACCUAAUUCCCGGUUUGGGCGCCUUCAUCGCUUGUAUUGUGCUACCCGUACAGAUUGGCAUUUUGGUUGGCAUUGCCAUAAAUAUUGCAUUCAUUUUAUAUAGCGCAGCGCGGCCUAAAUUGCGCAUUGAAACUUUAGAGGCAUCGAAUGGCAUUAAAUACCUUAUGCUCACACCCGAUCGUUGCCUGAUCUUCCCCUCAGUGGAGUUCGUGCGCAAUGUGAUCAAUAAACACAGCCGCAAAUCAACACUGCCUGUGGUCAUUGAUUGUACUUACAUUUAUGGUGCCGACUUCACGGCGGCCAAAGUCAUCUCAAUGCUAAUCAAAGAUUUCCAAACGCGUAAUCAGCAACUUUACUUUUAUAAUUUACAAUCAAGAGUGGCGCAGGUAUUCGAGGGCCUCAAUAAAGGUCUUAUCGUCAUCUAUGAUGUGGAACACUUGGAAAUGGUGUUGGCGGGCAAGGCGAAUGAUGUGAAGCCGUGAAGAGUUGGUUGGUCAAUGGCAGAAGCAGGUAGCAGUUGGAUAAUGAAAUUAAUGCAAAUUAAAAAUGAAUUAAAAGUGAAAGUUGAAUCUGAUCAAAAGAGUCGAUUUGCAAGUGCCAAAAUGUCAUAUAGGUGUUAAGUCUUUUGUUGCAUAUGUAUGUGCGAAGAGCCUAAAUUAAAGUUAUUGUUGCAACAUGAAUGGCAUAAAAGUAUUAAAAAUAUUUAGCGAUAUUACGAUAUUAAUAAAUAUUUUUUAUUUGUUUUUUUUCAUAUUUUUUAAGUGUAUGAUGUAACACAAAGUUUGUCAUAUAUUUCGAUAGUUUCGAUAUUUUUUCUCAUAUCUACCAGUUAAUUAAUUUUAUU